AGACCUCAGCCUUCCGGCGCUCACGGCGCUGUGCUGUCUCAGCUUUCCCGUCGCACUCCCCCAGCCUCUGGAAAACCGGAAUAACCCGGAGAGCUGUUGGUUAGCGCUUAGGCUGAGUGGGCGGCGGUUAGGCGCAGCGCCUAGGUCCUGGGCACUUCGGUGUAACGCGGGUAGUGGCCGGUAGCGUUACGAAGGCUUAUUGUGGGAGUAAGUAGCCGCCCAGUGCUAAGCACUUUUCUCAUGAGCAUUCUUGUUUUGAAGACAACUCACCUUGUCCUCUCAACUGAGCUGCAAGUAGAGUGGUAGCAUUUCCCCCAUUUUGCGGAUGAGGAAGGCAACUUUGAACCAGGAUAAUGGCAACUCCAGUUAACGGGACCCACUGGGAUGCUGCCCUGUGGUCUUCCCAUGAUAAGAUGCUGGUGCGACCUCUCAAGGACAGUGACGUUGAGGUUUACAACAUCAUUAAGAAAGAAAGUAAUCGUCAGAGGGUUGGAUUAGAACUGAUUGCCUCAGAGAAUUUUGCCAGCCGAGCAGUUUUGGAGGCCCUAGGCUCUUGCUUAAAUAACAAAUACUCGGAGGGGUACCCAGGCCAGAGGUAUUAUGGUGGGACUGAGUUUAUCGAUGAAUUGGAAACACUCUGUCAGAAGCGGGCUCUGCAGGCCUAUCAUCUGGACCCACAGUGCUGGGGAGUCAACGUCCAGCCCUACUCAGGCUCCCCUGCAAACUUUGCAGUGUACACAGCCCUGGUAGAGCCCCAUGGACGCAUCAUGGGUCUGGACCUGCCUGAUGGGGGCCACCUGACGCAUGGGUUCAUGACAGACAAGAAGAAAAUCUCUGCUACAUCCAUCUUCUUUGAAUCUAUGCCCUAUAAGGUGUACCCAGACACUGGCUACAUCAACUACGACCAGUUGGAGGAAAAUGCCCGCCUCUUCCAUCCAAAGCUGAUCAUUGCAGGAACUAGCUGCUAUUCUCGAAACCUGGACUAUGAACGUUUGCGUAAGAUUGCAGAUGAGAGUGGGGCAUAUCUCAUGGCAGACAUGGCACACAUCAGUGGGCUGGUGGCAGCUGGUGUGGUGCCCUCCCCUUUUGAACACUGCCACGUGGUGACCACCACCACCCACAAGACCCUGAGAGGCUGCCGUGCCGGCAUGAUCUUUUACAGGAAAGGAGUGCGCAGUGUGGAUCCCAAGACCGGCAAAGAGAUUCAGUACAACCUGGAGUCGCUCAUCAAUUCCGCUGUGUUCCCAGGCCUGCAGGGAGGUCCCCACAAUCAUGCCAUUGCUGGGGUUGCGGUGGCCCUGAAGCAAGCCAUGACUACAGAAUUCAAGAUCUAUCAGCUCCAGGUGGUGGCCAAUUGCAGGGCUCUGGCUGAGGCCCUCAUGGAACUGGGCUACAACAUAGUCACAGGUGGUUCUGACAACCAUUUGAUCCUCGUGGAUCUCCGUUCUAAGGGUACAGAUGGUGGAAGGGCUGAGAAGGUGCUAGAAGCCUGUUCCAUUGCCUGCAACAAGAAUACCUGCCCAGGUGACAGAAGUGCACUGCGGCCCAGUGGUCUGCGCUUGGGAACCCCAGCACUGACAUCCCGAGGACUCUUAGAAAAAGACUUUCAAAAAGUAGCCCUCUUUAUCCACAGAGGGAUAGAGCUGACUCUGCAAAUUCAGAGCGACGUGGGCUCGAAGGCCACACUGAAGGAGUUCAAGGAGAAACUGGUAGGGGAUGAGAAGCACCAGAAGGCUGUGCAGGCUCUCCGGGAGGAAGUGGAGAGCUUUGCUUCACUCUUCCCUCUGCCUGGCCUACCUGACUUUUGAAGCUGUCAUCCUACUUCCUGUACUUGCCUUGGUGCCACCAUUGCACACUGGAAGGGCAGUCAGGGGCACUGCCCAGGGAGUCGCCUGCUUGAGGAAAGAUGACAGAGCUUGCCUCACAAGGGACCUACUAAGUGCCUCUCUGCCCUUUUGAGGUUAUUUCUUUUAGACUUCUCAUUUUCACAAAUUGAAAUUUAUUUAAAUCUGAUUGUUAGUAAUCUGGGACAGGUUAUUAAGGAAUUUAAAUUUGAACCUUCCUCAACAGUUGAAUAUAAUUCUAGAAAAAGAAAAUACUGUAUAGCCCUUUAGGGUUAAUCAUUUAGACAUCUGUACAGGACAAAGCUAUUAGAAAGAUUGCAAUAUUUUCCUCUGCAUUCUCUGAGUUGCUGGGCUUUCCCCUGACUUGCUGUGACAGGUAAGAAAUGCCCCAAUUCAUAGCUUAUAAAUGCUGCCCACUCUUCUGUUUUGUUGCCCAAUGGUAUAGAUGCCAAAGGAACACUGAACUGUGUCCAUUACAACUAGAGAGGGUAAUUCUGAAACUUCUGUGCUUUAAAUUAUGUUAGACAAGUAUAUACAAGGGGUACCCAGUACAGUGGGAGCAUAUGCUGUCAGCACCUCAAAGUGUGUCAUAAAAGGGCUGGGAGAAUAUAUCUCACUUGUUAGCAUGCACAAAACCUCAUGUUUGAUCCCCAGGAUCAAAAAUAAGUAUGUACAAAUGGUCUCUUCCACCUUCUACCCAGUGAAGGACCCAAUCCCUUCUUGGUUUGAGAAUCAGCCAGGGGAAAGAGGCUUUCCUGCUCCACCCCAAGAUAACCAACUCCCUCCUAUAAUCAGGAACCCAAUGUCACCUUCCCAAACAAUCUUUUAUUUUUCACAUAGCUGAAGUGCAAACCAUAGUGACCAUUAAGCACAAUCAAAAUUUUAACCACAGAAUGUCUACAAGAAUUAUAGCUUUAAAAAAUACAACCAAUUUUUAUAUUUCAAAAAUAAUCUGAACUCAAAUAAAUUAAUUUCUUAAAAAGUCUACUCCUUA
Messenger RNA from Sciurus carolinensis (gray squirrel), 2838 nucleotides. RefSeq names its product serine hydroxymethyltransferase 1 (gene Shmt1). The record is from RefSeq and is a predicted model, not a curated record. Bases 354 to 1808 code for a protein of 484 amino acids. Gene Ontology annotation, molecular function: pyridoxal phosphate binding; cobalt ion binding; mRNA regulatory element binding translation repressor activity. Gene Ontology annotation, cellular component: nucleus; cytoplasm; cytosol. The transcript has 12 exons. Gene Ontology annotation, biological process: purine nucleobase biosynthetic process; cellular response to leukemia inhibitory factor; tetrahydrofolate interconversion. NCBI's taxonomy places the organism in Eukaryota, Metazoa, Chordata, Mammalia, Rodentia, Sciuridae.